Molecule: messenger RNA, 2110 nt
Organism: Nelumbo nucifera (sacred lotus)
Lineage: Eukaryota; Viridiplantae; Streptophyta; Magnoliopsida; Proteales; Nelumbonaceae
Product: AMP-dependent synthetase and ligase family protein
Molecular function (GO): CoA-ligase activity
Source: RefSeq, a predicted model, not a curated record
GGCUCCAAAUAUGCACUUUUUUUAAGCCCAAAUCUCUAUCCAUAUUUCAGAACAGUCAUGGUCUACCUCACAAAAUGCGAUUCCAUGUCUGAAUUUCAUUUUGUUUCUCGAUGCAACACGUGAAAUUGAAUUUGACUCAACACAAUUGGGUUGUUGUAUUGACUUCGUUGGCUAAUGAUCACACUUCUCGCUUGCAGUCAGUAUUAUAUCAUCUGAUCUGAAGUAUACCAUUUCCAUACUACCUCGUUCCUGCAACUUCAAUGGAGAAAUCUGGAUAUGGAAGGGAUGGGGUCUAUCGAUCCCUGCGACCUCCUGUGGUUUUUCCUAAGGACCCAAACCUUUCUAUGGUCUCUUUUCUAUUCAGGAACUCUUCUUCUUACUCUGACAAACUUGCUCUCGUGGACGCCGAUUCCGGCGAUGCCUUGAACUUCAGCCAGUUGAAAUCCACGAUUGCUAAGGUUGCUCAUGGUUUGGUUCGCUUGGGCAUAAAGAAAGGCGAUGUUGUUCUCAUAUUAGCCCCUAAUUCGGUUCAAUUCCCCAUUUGUUUCUUGGGGGUUGUUGCUAUUGGAGCUAUUGCUACCACUGUGAAUCCUCUUUACACCACCGCAGAGAUCGCCAAGCAGGUGAACGACUCUGGCCCGAAGCUCGUAAUCACUGUUCCUCCAUUAUGGGACAAGGUGAAGGAUUUCGGGUUACCAGCUGUCUUUUUGGGGCCUCCGAGUGCUUCAUCGAUAGCCUCCCGUGCCAGAACUACUUCCUUCUUUGACCUGGUUAACAUGGCGGGAGGGUCAGUAUCCGAUUUUCCUGUAGCUUCUGUUAAACAGAGCGAUACUGCAGCUCUUCUGUAUUCAUCUGGUACGACAGGUACGAGUAAGGGUGUGAUUCUGACUCAUCGGAAUUUCAUCUCGGCCGCUAUCAUGGCAACUGCCGACCAGGACGUCGACAGAGAGACGCACAAUGUUUUCCUCUGUUUUCUUCCUUUGUUUCACAUAUUCGGGCUUUCAAUUAUUACGUAUGCGCAGUUGCAGAGGGGCAAUAUGGUUGUUACUAUGGGGAAGUUCGAUAUUGAGAUGGUUCUGAAAUCGAUUGACAAGUACAGAGUGACUUAUUUGUUUGUUGUGCCACCAGUCAUGAUUGCUCUUGCGAAGCAGAGUGUGGUCAAGAAAUACAACGUGUCUUCUUUGAGGAAGCUUGGUUCGGGUGCUGCGCCUCUGGGGAAGGAGAUAAUGGAGGAAUGUGCAAAGAAUUUUCCUCAGGCUGUGGUCGUUCAGGGCUAUGGUUUGACAGAGACUUGUGGAAUAGUCUCACUAGAUAAUCCAAGGGGUGGAGCUCGCCAUACUGGUUCAACUGGAACCCUUGUUCCGGGGAUUGAAGCACAAAUAGUUAGUGUAGACACAUUGAAGCUUCUUCCUCCUAAUCAAUUAGGGGAAAUAUGGGUUCGAGGACCCAAUAUGAUGCAAGGUUAUUUUAACAAUCCACAGGCUACCAAGUCCACUAUAGAUAAACAAGGUUGGGUACAUACAGGAGAUCUUGGGUAUUUUGAUGAUGAAGGACGAUUAUUUGUUGUUGACCGAAUAAAAGAGCUCAUCAAGUACAAAGGCUUUCAGGUUGCACCGGCAGAGCUUGAAGGACUUCUUCUUUCUCAUCCUGAAAUAUUAGAUGCUGUUGUCAUCCCACUUCCUGAUGCUGAAGCUGGUGAGGUCCCAAUUGCUUAUGUUGUCCGCACUCCCAACAGUUCACUGACCGAAGAAGAUGUUCAAAAAUUUAUUGCCAAGCAGGUUGCACCCUUCAAAAGAUUGAGGAGGGUAACAUUCACAAAUAGUGUUCCAAAAUCAGCUUCAGGGAAGAUUCUUCGGAGAGAGCUUAUACAGAAAGUUCGGUCCAAGCUGUAAGAAUAAGAUGUUACCACAUUUCUUUUGUUAGCUGCUCAGCUACUGCAUACACAUAGGUUGUUAUUUUCAAGGUAUAUGUCUAUGUAUCAAUAAGCUGAAAUAAUUGAUGUGAGGACCAACUUCAUAAAUGAUUUGGAACAGGAAAAAAAAGCAUGUAUGUGAAUUUGCCACGGAAACAAUUGAAUCAACUCUUCUAGGUGUGCAAAUGUGCAUACACA